This is a messenger RNA of Penicillium waksmanii, 612 nucleotides long. RefSeq lists its product as uncharacterized. The record is from RefSeq and is a predicted model, not a curated record. The transcript is spliced from 2 exons. Lineage: Eukaryota; Fungi; Ascomycota; Eurotiomycetes; Eurotiales; Aspergillaceae. Bases 1 to 612 code for a protein of 203 amino acids.
AUGGCGGUCACUGAAUUAGCUCUCCUCCGCCUCAAGAGCGAUUCAUCAUCAACAACCAACGAAGCAUUAACGGAAGUUCAAGCCGCACAAGCAGCAUAUUCUGGCUAUCCAGUUACGUUCUUGCGACAAAUCGAAGAUCCAAGUCUCCUUUACCUUUUAGGUGGCUGGGAAUCGGUCGCAAAACACAAUGAGUGGAUUGCAUCGGAGACAAACCAGAAGUUCCUCGAACAACUGAAAAAUGAUGUCGAGGUGGAGUGGAUGUUUCACUACAACGUGAAUCCAUCCGGGUCCAGUAUCCCCUUAAACGCGCCUAUUAUCGCGUUGACUAGAUGUUUCGUCGAGCAGAGCAGGAAGACGGAGUUCGAUCGAGUUCUCGCCACAAGUGCACCCGCGCUAGAGAAGCACACGAAACCGUUCUCAUGCGGUCGGGGUUGGAAGGUUGAUAAGGUGGCCGAGGAUGAGGAAUUCAUUCUGUUCUCUGGGUGGAAUACUGUCGAGGACCACUUCAGUUUCGCGAAGACGGAAAGUUUCAAAGAAUUUGGGAAAAUACGAGAAUUAUUGACGGGUUCAGAAGUUAAGCAUAUGAAGGUGGAAAAGGUGAAAUCAUUUUGA